Molecule: messenger RNA, 2430 nt
Organism: Monopterus albus (swamp eel)
Lineage: Eukaryota; Metazoa; Chordata; Actinopteri; Synbranchiformes; Synbranchidae
Product: profilin-2
Exons: 3
Coding region: 259-678 (139 amino acids)
Biological process (GO): actin cytoskeleton organization; regulation of actin filament polymerization; positive regulation of actin filament bundle assembly
Cellular component (GO): cytoplasm
Molecular function (GO): actin binding
Source: RefSeq, a predicted model, not a curated record
AGGCAAGACGAACAACGACCUGGGCGGAGUGAUUUAGUGAGGACUACACCCAAGCGUUUGUCCCAUUGCAGCGGCUUCUUUUCGUUGCCUAGACCAGAAGAAAGCCGGGACGUGACGGAGCUGGGGGGAUUUUUUUUUUCUUGCUUGUUGGAGGCCCGUUAAAUACAGCUUCCUCGCAGUUUCUUCGUCGCUCAACAGACGGUUGUGACCUAACUUGACCCAGCUUAUUCUUUUCAUCUUAGAACUAAUUUUACAAAUAUGUCCUGGCAAAGCUACGUGGACAACCUGAUGGCUGAUGGCAGCUGCCAGGACGCGGCCAUUGUUGGCUACACGGACGCCAAAUACGUCUGGGCAUCGUUUGUCGGCGGUAUAUUUGCCAAUAUAACGCCUGAAGAAAUCGACGUUUUAGUAGGAAAGGACCGGGAGGGGUUCUUUACCGGCGGGCUGACCUUAGGCGAUAAAAAGUGCUCUGUAAUCAGAGACAGCCUCCAAAUUGACGGUGACUGGACAAUGGACAUCCGGACAAAGAGUCAAGGAGGAGAGCCAACAUACAAUGUCUCUGUAGGCAGAGCCGGCAAAGCAUUGGUUAUUGUCAUGGGAAAGGAAGGUAUCCAUGGAGGGCAGCUCAACAAGAAAGCAUUUCAGAUGUCUGAUUACCUGAGGAAGUCUGGAUACUAAAGCAACCUGUACCCAGCCACCUAGCAGCUCACCCUACCACCCUGAUGCAUUUCACACUACUUCAGUCCUAGAUGCUACUAGUAGUUUCUUUUUGUCUUCUCUCCUCCUCCAUUUAUCCUUUUUUCCCCUAACCCAUCCUCCUUUUUUUCCCUCUCAGCACACUUGAGCUAUGUACUCUUUACCACCUUAAGCACUAUGUUGAUCCAUAGCAAAGAUGAGCAUGUUGCUAACAGGAGGUCAUGUCAAAUCUGUACUUAGACCAGCAAAAACAAUUCUGGCCAAACACUUGGACAAUGAAAGCCACAGUGUCAGUUUGAAGUAGCUGUCUCUUUCUCCUGUCAUGGUGCCCAUUACUUUAUCCCUUCCAAACCCACUCAUACACACUCCCACCCUGAGCAGCCGAUGCCUUUUGGAGCACCUGAGCACUAACCAAGCUCGUCAUGUCUUCCUCUUUUGUUUCCCUCAUGUCUGGGAGGGGAGACUGCAUGUAUAUCUCAGUCCACGGUCACUUCCUCUCACACCCACCCAUACUGUCCCCUUCCCAUGCUCUCUCCUGCCAAAAUUUGCUGUUUCCUUUCUUCAUCCUGUUUGCUCAAAAGGAGGCGAUGCUAUAAACAUCACAGGGAUGCUCAUUUUCAAACGCUACAACCACCCAACCAGUCCUCUUAACUAUUCUCUCCCUUCAGAUUCACCACCCUCUCCUGAAUACAUGUUGUGAAAAGGGAGGGGGUAACCUGUGUGCUAGGGUUCAGUUAAGGAUCAUAAACUGGCUUUGUGAGUGGUUUUGUCCAGAUGCUAGUAGCCUAUUCUCCUGUCAACCUCCUGACUACAUGAGCACCCUUGGACAUUCCACAGUAACAAUGGCUCAGGCACUUAACACGGUUUUGUUUGCCAGCUCCUGUAAUGUGUGUUUUUUUUUAUAAAGGCUGCCAUUUUUUGACAUAUCCAAUAAAUUUUUUUUUUUUUUUUUUUUUUUUAUUAAUAGGACCAAGUGUAGUCGAAGCUCGGGUGUUUAUACAGAUGCUCUAAAUCAUGUGAAGGAUGACUGCUAACUUUUGAUAAAGGAAACACUUAAUCAGACAGUAAUACUGUGGUUAAACAUGACGCUAAAGGGGAGGUAAGAGUGUGAGUAUCAUUACAUUGUAUCGUUUUCUCAGUUUAGAAUACAAACUACAUUUGUACAAACCCAUGCUGUGUUGACAACUACAAAACUGUGGAAUAAAUUGCCUUCUGUUCUAGUCAACCGAGCUCUGGGGUAUCACACGUUCUGUCCAUGCUCAGUACUGCUGACUGUAAUGUCCAACUUUAAAAUAAAAAGGGGUGGGGGGGGACUUUCAAAAGUAGAAAUAAUGGGAGUUGGGAUUGGUUGGAACAAAGAUGCUUCUGGGUGUCUUGUUGAAACUUCACUACAGAACUUGUGUAUCCUGUGCCAUAAUGUAGAGAUCUGUUGCUACUGUAAGAUGGAUUUUACCCACUGUCCACUUAAGUCGUUUCAUUGGCACUUUUGUUUUAGUUUUAGCUCCACUGUUUAGGCCUUGUGGGAGAUGUGUACUCUCACAGACACAGAAACCCAUUUCAAGUCCUGUUUGCUGCAUUUGUUCAUUUCCUUUCUUUGCCACUUUUUUUUUUUCUCUAUAUCUGGGAUACAGUUAUCUUUAAGGCAUCAGAUUUCACAUGCAUAAACCAAGAAAUGCCAUAAAUUGAUUUAUCACCUUGUUUACAGACAGAUCAAAUAAAUUUAUUCCAACCAAA